This is a messenger RNA of Penicillium cosmopolitanum, 1260 nucleotides long. RefSeq lists its product as uncharacterized. The record is from RefSeq and is a predicted model, not a curated record. Gene Ontology annotation, molecular function: protein binding. The coding region runs from base 1 to 1260 and encodes 419 amino acids. The transcript is spliced from 2 exons. NCBI's taxonomy places the organism in Eukaryota, Fungi, Ascomycota, Eurotiomycetes, Eurotiales, Aspergillaceae.
AUGCCAAAUACUGUGCAGCAACCCAAAUCCGCGACGACAGUGUUUCUGGAUCAACCGCCCAGUUGUCUAGAAUUCUGUCCGGACAUUCCAAACCACUUCGUUGUGGGCACCUAUCUUCUGUCCGAAACCAAGAGCGAAAGCGAAAUCCAACAAACCAAAAAAGGAAGCGUGCAGCUCUGGAAAUUAGAUCCCGCCACAAAUGACCUAUCCCUGGUGCAAAGAGUACCACUUCCAUACGCCGUCUUUGAUCUUCACUUCCACCCAAGGAACCGCAGCCAAUUCGCCAUUGCAAGUAGCACAGGAUGUGUCGCACUGUUUAAUGUGAACUCUGGCUUCGCAAAUGAUGCGUCAAGUCAACCAAAUAUCGAACAAAUAUGGACAAAGCAAGUCCACGAUGAUCCUUCGAUCCCAGCUCUUUUUCUCGCCUGGACUCCGCAGAACUGGUUUUCCAAUCCUUCUGCCGAUGGAUUUGCCGUGACCUUCUCAGAUAGCCGGACGUCAGUCUUUGGAACUGUCGAAGAUAUCACUGAAGAAGCUGGUCUUGACGAAUGGGGCUCGUUCGAAGCAAAGCAGAUGAUUGAGGUUUGGUUCGUUGCGCUCGCCGCAAUGACCCCGUCUUCUGGAGAAAACGAAGGAAAAGAAAAUAAUGUACCUUUCAUGUACACCGGUAAUGAUUUUGGCUCCCUGCAUACACGCAGAUUCGUCAGUCACGCAGAGAAAGAAGUCGACGAGGAGGAACCGCUUGCUCCACUACUUCUCGAGCACGAUGAUCGGGCCCGCCAUCACACUGCCGGUGUCACUGCCAUUUUGACACUGCCAGUUCCGCUAGUCGAUGAUGCUCCCAUUCUUCUGACUGGGAGUUAUGAUGAGAGUUUGCGAGUGUAUCAUGCGACGCGACGAGGUGAGGUUCUCGUGGAAGAAGGACUGGGUGGCGGUGUUUGGCGGCUGCAGCUUCUUAACUCAACAAAUGUUGCUGGGCUGAAUGGUAUCCAAGAGCAGCACUUCCUGGUUUUAGCAAGUUGCAUGCAUGGCGGGACAAGGGUUGUUCGGGUGACCCUGAAACAAGAGGAUCAAAACUCUGAGUGGAGUAUCCGGGUUCUGGCAGAGUUUACGGAGCAUGAGAGUAUGAAUUAUGCUAGCGAUGUGUGGAAGGGGUCACUUCCGGAGGCGUCGAGUGAGUCGCAAGGCCCGUCGGAACUGCUGUGCGUCUCAAGCAGUUUCUACGAUCGUCGUGUCUGUGUAUGGAAGGCCACAGUAUAA